Messenger RNA from Mesorhabditis spiculigera, 375 nucleotides. NCBI's taxonomy places the organism in Eukaryota, Metazoa, Nematoda, Chromadorea, Rhabditida, Rhabditidae. The record is from the annotation of a GenBank genome assembly.
AUGCUGCCGCACCGGGCCCUCUACCAAACGUUGUGUCGAGUCGGGGAUAAGGUCGUUUACCCCAUUCUCCCAGCGUUCGCCAAGCCCGCCUGGAAUCACGCCGCGGGGCCAAAGACGGUAUUUUUCUGGGCGCCCACCAUCAAAUGGGCCCUUGUCGGCGCUGGAAUCGCGGAUUUGGCUCGCCCGGCGGAGAAGUUGUCUCUUUCACAGAAUCUUGCCCUCGCUGCCACUGGAUCAAUCUGGGCUCGCUACUGCCUUGUCAUCACCCCGGUCAACUACUAUCUGUGCAGCGUCAACGUUUUCGUCUUUCUGACCGGCUUCACGCAGUGCUGUCGUAUCGCUAACUAUCGGUAUAACCACCCCGAAGCUUCCACC